This is a messenger RNA of Colletotrichum spaethianum, 921 nucleotides long. RefSeq lists its product as uncharacterized. Lineage: Eukaryota; Fungi; Ascomycota; Sordariomycetes; Glomerellales; Glomerellaceae. The coding region runs from base 1 to 921 and encodes 306 amino acids. The record is from RefSeq and is a predicted model, not a curated record. The transcript has 2 exons.
AUGGCGCAAACCACAGAGACGGAACGAAAAGAUGGCGAUCUUUCCCCAAAGGUUCUCUCCCUUGGGAUGACGAGAACUGGCAAGUUCAGAUUCUCCACGUCUUGUUCCGCCUCUAUUACACAGGCUCUUACCAUCCUCGGCUACAAGAAUGUACACCACGGCAUCCAAGCCAUCAGCAAUCCCAAGGACUGGGAGGUUUUCUCACAGGCAUGUGACGCGUUCUAUCCCACCCUACCAACGUACGAUGGAAAGCCGUUUGGGCAGUCGGAUUGGGACCGGGUCUUUGGGCAGUGCGAAGGCAUCACGGACAUGGGUUCCUUCUUCGCGCUUCCGCUGAUUGAUGCGUACCCCGACGCAAAAGUUAUUCUGGUAGAGCGCGACAUCGAGACUUGGUAUGCCAGCAUGGAGGAGGCCAUCUUCGGUACAACAUGGGGCUGGCGUGCAGACCUGAUCAUCGAAGUCUUCGGCCGCUUAAUGGGCUUGAAGGGGGGCUUGACAAUCCGCAAGAUCAUGAAGGGGUAUUACGAGGCGCGCAACGUCAGCGAUAUGCGUUCCAAGGCAAGGGACAGAUAUCGUCGCCACUACGCUGAGAUUCGGGCCGCGGUCUCCAAGGACAGACUACUGAAUUUCGAUGUGAAAGAGGGAUGGGAACCUCUUUGCGCAUUUCUUGGCAAGUCUGUACCUGACGUGCCGUUCCCGCAAGUCAACAAGAGAAAAGAGCAUGUUGCGAGAGUUAGGGCCAAGCAAAACAUGUUUCUGAAGGCCAUGGGAAAGAAGACUUUGCGGAUAGUGAUGCCAUGGAUCUUAGGGUCUAGUGCUGUAGCUAUCGGAAUGUGGGCAUGGCAUAACCAGGAACGCGUAGCUGUGCUUCGUGCGGAUACUGAAGCUUGGUUCCAUAUGCUCAAAUCGACUUGGAAAUAG